Messenger RNA from Meriones unguiculatus (Mongolian gerbil), 1620 nucleotides. It is a transcript of the gene Mdfi, whose product is annotated as MyoD family inhibitor. The record is from RefSeq and is a predicted model, not a curated record. NCBI's taxonomy places the organism in Eukaryota, Metazoa, Chordata, Mammalia, Rodentia, Muridae. The transcript is spliced from 6 exons. The coding region runs from base 358 to 1179 and encodes 273 amino acids.
UCUGAGGGCGAGGGAGGCCCAGCCCCCUGGCUCAGGUAAGCCGGGAAGAAUGCAGCAGCAGCAGCCCAGCCCUCCCGCGGGGCGCGUCGCUGUGACUCAGCCUACCAGGAAGGAGGAGUGCGCCCAAGCUCUCCACCGCCCACACACAGCAGCCUGAUCUCCGAGGGCUCUGGGGCGCCGAGUCCCCCGCAGCGAGCAGCGAGACGUCCAGGGCGGGACCCCCUCCCGCCCAGUCUCCCCCUCAGAGCAUCGCCCGGACGUGGCCCAGGGUGGUGAGAGCGCUGCGGGCGCCGUGGGGGCCAUGCGAGUCCUGGCCCCGACGGCGCCCAGAAGACCGACGAGAGCUGUCCCGGACUGAUGUCCCAGGUGAGCGAUCAGUGCCCUUCUCGCUGCGACGCGCCCCAUGGAGUCCCCAGCGUUGCCCAGGACCCAGGUCUUUUUCAUGACAACAUGUGGGAGAGUCAGGAGCCCAGGGCCUGCGACUGUAGAGAGAUGUUUCUAGGAGCCAGAGCCCAGACCAUGUCCCUCCUCCCUGGGCUGGAGGCAGCAGCAGGAGCCACUCACCCUGCAGAGGCUUCGCCAGAAGAGGGCUCGCUGGAGGAGGUGGCACCCUCCAUGCCUCAAGACAGCGGUCUUGGGGCUCCCCAGGCUCUGAAUAGCACUGACCUCAAUGUCCCCACAGAAGCUGUGACAUGCCAGCCUCAGGGGAACCCCUUAGGCUGCACCCCAUUACUGCCAAAUGGCUCCGGCCACGGCCACCCCUCAGAACUGGGCAGUGCUGGGCACGCGGGGAACGGUGCUCUGGGAGGCCCCAAGGCCCACCGGAAGUUGCAAACGCAUCCAUCCCUGGGCAGCCAGGCCGGGAGGAAGAGUAAAGGCAGCAGCAGGGGGUCCUCACAGGUCCCCCUCCAGGCACAGGAAGAUUGCUGUGUCCACUGCAUAUUGUCCUGCCUGUUCUGCGAGUUCCUGACUCUCUGCAACAUCGUCCUGGACUGCGCCACCUGCGGCUCCUGCAGCUCCGAGGACUCGUGCCUCUGCUGCUGCUGCUGCGGCUCCGGCGAGUGUGCGGACUGUGACCUGCCGUGCGACCUGGACUGCGGCAUCCUGGACGCCUGCUGCGAGUCGGCAGACUGCCUGGAGAUCUGCAUGGAGUGCUGUGGACUCUGCUUCUCCUCCUGAGGCCGCAGGCUGCCACCCAAGGCCCGACGCCUCCCCUCACCCCGGGGGGCCCCCUCAGAAUCCCAGCCCAGAUGUGACAAGGUGGUGUGCUCUGAGGGGCCACCUCAGCCACGGAACAGAUCCGCUUUGGACGAGCCUGUUCCCCUCGAUGGAGGGGGGAACCAGGAAACACCACAUCCGGAACCUGGUAGGACAGAACCAGUUAGCUGCCGACACUCAGAACACUGUGAAAGGUGGGGGUGGGGGGCAGGGAUGGGAGGCCCAGGCCCUCUCUACCUCUCCGCUCCAGGUGCCCGCCUCCCUCUGCUACCCCAGCUUUGAGGACUGAAAAUGUGAAAAGACACCCGCCCGGCCCAUUGUCAGGCCACUGCUCUCCCCUCCUGCUCAUUUACCAGGCUCUUGUGAGGGCCUAACCCGCACAGUGAACCAAGAGGACAGGGC